Echinops telfairi (small Madagascar hedgehog) is the source of this 309-nucleotide messenger RNA. RefSeq names its product lymphotactin. Gene Ontology annotation, cellular component: extracellular region. The record is from RefSeq and is a predicted model, not a curated record. Gene Ontology annotation, molecular function: CCR chemokine receptor binding; chemokine activity. The coding region runs from base 1 to 309 and encodes 102 amino acids. NCBI's taxonomy places the organism in Eukaryota, Metazoa, Chordata, Mammalia, Afrosoricida, Tenrecidae. Gene Ontology annotation, biological process: positive regulation of GTPase activity; neutrophil chemotaxis; positive regulation of ERK1 and ERK2 cascade. The transcript is spliced from 3 exons.
AUGCACCCAUGGGAGCAGGGACAAGGUGUGGGGAGUGAGGUUCCAGCCAGGAGCAUCUGUGUGAGUCUACACACCCGGCCACUGCCGGUCCAGAAAAUCAAGUCCUACACCAUCAAGGAGGGCUCCAUGCGAGCGGUGAUUCUUAUUACCAAGCGUGGCCUGAAAAUCUGUGCUGAUCCAGAUGCCAAGUGGGUGAAAUCGGCAAUUCAGCAUGUGGACAAGAAGGCUACAAGCCAAAAAAACAUGACCCAGAGCAACUUUACCAGGCCCCAACAGUCCACCAACACUGCUGGGACCCUGACCAGCUAG